AUGUCCAGCCUCCACGUCGUUCCGGCCAAUCCGAAGCCGCCACCUCAGCACCGCCGCCUCCCGCGCCCAACCAGGAGGCGACACAUCGCCUCACCGCUCCCCUCCACCGCACGGGCCCACGAGCCCAUCCGUGGCCCGCCGGGCUCGAUCGCCGCCAUCGCACGCCCGCGGGCGCGUGCCCGCACCCGCAACCUCGCCGCCCGGCCGCAGCUCCUCCCGAGCGCCGCCAACUCCGCCUCCGGCGACCGGACCUCGCCGGAGAUGAGUGCUCCGCCGCCCUGCCCGUCGUCUCCUUCCUCCCUCCGCUCGUUCUUCUCUCCCUCACCUUCCUCUUCCUCUCCCGCAGGAGCUCAUGCCAUGGCCGUCCCGCCGUCACCGCAACCGGAUCCCGCCUCCACGAGCACCGCCGUCGACCACCGCGGCUGGAUCCGGGGUCCCCAUGCCCAGAUCCACCCUUUCCCGGCCUUCCCGAUGCCCACCGGAGUCCCACACCCCCUCGCCGCCGGCGUUGACUUCCGCCAUGGCUGCUCUGUACGAGGAAUGGAUCUCCCCCGACCUGGAUCUCAUUUCUGCGCUGGGUAG
Molecule: messenger RNA, 582 nt
Organism: Aegilops tauschii subsp. strangulata
Lineage: Eukaryota; Viridiplantae; Streptophyta; Magnoliopsida; Poales; Poaceae
Source: RefSeq, a predicted model, not a curated record